Penicillium nucicola is the source of this 1065-nucleotide messenger RNA. RefSeq names its product zinc-binding alcohol dehydrogenase family protein. The record is from RefSeq and is a predicted model, not a curated record. Lineage: Eukaryota; Fungi; Ascomycota; Eurotiomycetes; Eurotiales; Aspergillaceae. The transcript is spliced from 2 exons. Bases 1 to 1065 code for a protein of 354 amino acids. Gene Ontology annotation, molecular function: oxidoreductase activity, acting on NAD(P)H.
AUGUCUACUUCACGUGCUAUCAUCGUCGAAUCUAAAGGCAACAUGUUGCUUCAAGAUGUCCCCGUACCAGAUAUCCCAGAUGGGUAUAUCCUGGUCCAGAACAAGGCUGUGGCAUUGAACCCCACCGACUGGAAACAUGUCUAUCUUGAAGACUGCACCGGCUGCACCGUGGGCUGUGAUUACGCCGGAGUGGUGGAAAAUGUGGGCCCAAUGGUGUCCAAAGCCUGGAAGAAAGGCGAUAGAGUUGCAGGCUUUGUUCAUGGAUGUAACCUCCUUCAGCCCCGAGGAGGUGCAUUCGCAGAUUACAUUGUGGCAAAGGGAGAUCUGCAACUGCGGAUUCCGGAUUUCAUGUCCUUCGAAGAAGCUGCCACACUAGGCGUGGGACUGAUGACGAUUGGACAAAAUCUCUACCAGUCGUUGCAGCUGCCCAUGCCAACCCAGGAAGAAAACUUGACCUCGCACGAGACGGACUCUUCAUCAGACAGCAUUCUCAUCAAUGGUGGGGCUACAGCUACCGGAUCUUUGGCAAUCCAAUUCGCAAAGCUCUCCGGCCUACAGGUCAUUACGACAUGCUCGGACGCAAAUCGACCAUUCGUCUGUAACCGAGGCGCCGAUAUGGUGUUCAAUUAUCACGAUACAAAUGCAGGCGACCAGAUCAGAGAAGCCACAGAUGAUGCACUCGAGAUUGCAUUCGAUACUGUCUCGACAACUUCAUCUGCAGGUCUCUGCGCGGACGCUAUCUCUUCGGCCGGGGGUAGCUACAACGCGCUAUUGGAUGUUAGAUGUCCCCGCUCGGAUGUCGACACCGAAGUUUCCAUGGCAUAUGGAAUGAUCGGUGAUCGUUAUCAGAUGCGCGGUAAAACUGUUGAUGGGAAACCAGACAAUUUCGCAUACGCAGCGCAAUGGACAAAGGUUGUUGAAUCGGUACUUCAUGCGAACCAAAUCCGUCCGCAUCCCUUCAAGUUACAAUCAGGUGGGUUGGCCGGCAUUCCCAAGGGGCUUGAUUUACUUCGGAGUGGCAAAGUCCGAGCAUACAAACUGGUGUAUCGUGUUGAAGCCGAGUAA